CUGCAUCUAUAAUAGAGAAAAAGAGACAGGGAUAUGCAUUGCAGAGGCCCAGUAGUAUACCAGUGGUAGUAACUUGAACCUGAAGCUCAUCAUUAUUCAUCUCUGGGAGUCUUGACUGAGGGUGCAGAUGUGCCUAAAAAUGGGAGAAUUCUAGCUGAAGUGCUGACAGUCUUUUCUCUUUGAGAAAAAAGGUAACUUAUCACAGUUUCCUACCUGAAUAUUCCCAAGUGACUGAAGUGAGAACUACGCUUGACUGAGCCAGGGAAAAAAGGACAAGAAAAGAAGACAAUACCAGAGGUGAAAGAAGACAAGACGCAGCAGGGAGAAAGACAAGGCAGAACAAGAGAAGGCCAAAGAAGACGAGACAGAGACAGAAGGCGAGAUAAAGUAAGACUAAACACAAGACACAAGAAAGGAAGGCGAGGAAACAGAUAUCAAGAGGGCAAGACAAGAAAAGACAGAGGACAAGGAAAGCAACAAUGGGAGACAAGACCAAAUAAAGCAAGAGAGGAAAGAAAAGGAACCAGUUAAAGGAUCACGUCAACCUUCAGUGUACGAUAAGGACCAUCCAAGAGGGGCCUGAGAAGAAUGGCAUGCCAAGCAUUUAGUGCCGACUCUUUCACCCCACUUGCAGGAGACUCACCCUUGCCAAUCCUCAUGCACCACGCCCCUGCCGGUGACUGCCUGCCAACCACCUCCCAUGCUCACAGUAUGGUUUCUGCAGUAUCAUCUGGGCUGUCCCUGGGUCAGUCUUCCAAGCGCUCCCACAUGCAUCUGUCCACCUCGUCCCUCGGCAACCCUCUUGGCAAUGGACCGCCGAGCCUACAUUACCCAGUCACUCCCUGUCACUACAGCAACCAGCAGGCCACCUAUGGCAUGAUGGCAGCUCAGGAAAUGCUCUCUGCCAGUAUUUCGCAGACUCGUAUCCUACAGACAUGUGGUGUUCCUCACCCUAACAUGGUGAGCGGUGCAAACCCAUUGCAAGGGUCUCUUACUCCUUGCCUGUACAAGUUUCCGGAUCAUGGUCUAAGCAGUGGUUCCUGUGCAUUAAGCCAUGGUUUCUCCUCACUGCCCUCUGCCUUCCUCUCGACUGAUGAGGUCCCUGGUUGCCCCGGUGUUUUAGAGAUGAAAACUGACGCCCAAAGAAAAAGCAUGCGGGACCCAGAAGAUGCCCCUGCCAUGGACUCCCCUCAGAUACGAGAGCUGGAGAUGUUUGCCAAUGACUUCAAAAUACGGAGGAUCAAACUUGGUGAUCAGAUAUCUUACCACAAAUGUUUGCACUCGCCUUGCUGCUUCUCUGCUUCUGAGAAUUCUAUUAUUUUUGUUUCAUUUUGACCUCGAGGCUACACGCAGACUAAUGUAGGCGAGGCUCUUGCUGCAGUUCAUGGCUCAGAGUUCAGCCAGACCACCAUUUGCCGCUUUGAAAAUCUGCAGCUGAGCUUCAAAAACGCCUGCAAACUCAAGGCCAUUCUGGCUAAAUGGCUCGACGAAGCUGAGCUGGCAGGAGCCUUGUACAAUGAUAAAAUAGGAAUGAAUGAGCGGAAGAGGAAAAGGAGAACAACUAUCAGCCUGGGAGCUAAGGAGGCUCUGGAGCGCAGCUUUGUGGAAAAAAGUAAGCCAUCCUCACAGGAAAUAGCCCGGAUAGCCAAAGGCCUCCAUCUGGAAAAGGAGGUGGUCAGGGUCUGGUUCUGCAACAGACGCCAAAGAGAGAAACGGGUCAAAACCAGCCUCAACCUCAGCGCCUGUUUGACCAAAAUCAGUCCAAACUGCAUUGCACAGAUGAGUAAAACACAAAGGCCAAUGACAUAACUUAAGGUUUAGCCAGAGAGCAUCAGUUCACCUCUAGUCCGACGGAGGCUCAUUUGUGACCGCAGCUAGUGAAAAGUUUAAGUGAAAAUUAUUUUCAAAUCUAAUGUCUGACAGUAAAUCAUUCCACCAUGAAGUGGGAGAAUUUAAUUCAACAGGAAAUGGGGGCUAUAAUCACCCUGCAUUAGGCAGCCUCUGAUGUGCUUAAAACAAUUUCAUCCAGUUAACAUUUAGAUGAGAAUUUAUAUCCAGUGAGUCACUGAGUCAUUGUCAGCAAAUGUUUGUUUAAUGGCAAUGUGCACCAGUUUUCUUAAUGCCAUUUUAAUGUUGUUGUUUUUUUCUAAUUUACUUGAAUGGAAAUGUACAGUAUUUUAAUCAGCCAGUCACUUUUCUUUUUUGGAAGUCGAAACGGUUUUCAUCAUUAUGAUGCGCUGGUUUGAAGUGGCAUCUACCAGCCAUGACAUUUUAAUGUACUGAAUCUUGACUGUGCCUUGUUUGCUGAUGGUAUAUUAAUUACACAGACCAAAUAUAAUGUAAUCCAUCAGCACCAAGUGUGCAGAUGAGUACUCAUAUAGAUCAGCCCUGUGCCUUUCUAAAACCAGACAUCAGCAAUACCAUCCUUCACUUUGUCCUUUGUUUUGUAAUUGUAUUUGCUAUUGCAUUUGUGAUUAGAGUUGAUACCUCUGUGAUUAAUUACUUGUCAUGUGAAAAAUGUUUUUUAUUUAAGCCAUUGUUUUAAAAAAGGUAAUAUAUUUAAUGUUUCACAGCAACCUAUUUAUUUGAGCUCUAAUAUAUUAUGUUGAUCUACUUUUCUGAGUGCACUCUUUGAUUUAUGGAUUGAAGUCAGGGAUAUCGGAUAUGUGAAACUUUUUUUUGACAUUUUUUUAAGCAAAUGGAUCUGAGGUCUGCUGUUUCCUUGUUGUGUGAGACAAUUCAUUUUUCAUGUUUUUUGGAUGUUAUGCUUUGGUUGUUGCUGCCUUGACAAAGUGUCACACGAAGAGGAACAUCAGCCAGUCACAAGACUCUGACCUGGUUAGCAUGAUUCAUGUGAAACGUCUAAAGUGAAGAAGCAAGCCAACUUCCCUCUCAUUCAAAAUCUAGGCCUUUAUACUUGACAUACAUCAGGAACCAUUAAUUGGUGCCUGGAAGACAUUUUAGUGUGUCACAUUAACAUAGGGCUAAGAUAGGUGUAAGAAUGUAUUGUAAAAAGACAGAUAUGAAGUGCCUUUAUUCAACUUGAUUGAAAAUAUACAGUAAAUAUGCCAAAGAGACAUAGCAGGUUUGUACAAAAAUUUGUGAUUGUAUUGAGAAAUUCCGUUACCUGAUACUGGAAAGUAAAUCAGUUUAAUUAUUCUCUGACAAUAAAAGAGAGCUUGAUUCCAUGAUGAGCUACAUGUACCAUCGCUCAUUUUUACAAUAUACAUUGUCCUAUGAAUACAUACAUUAGGAGAGAGCCUGGUCACGUGUACAGCACAAACUACAGUUCAUGGCUCUGUCGCUGCAGAUUAAUAAAUAAAAAUUUUAACUCAGAAACAAGCAGUUCCCACUGUGAUUCAUGUACAGCUGUCUAACUGGAGUGCUGUCAGGGGACAUACAGUGGGGAGAACAAGUAUUUGAUACACUGCUGA
Micropterus salmoides (largemouth bass) is the source of this 3434-nucleotide messenger RNA. RefSeq names its product POU class 1 homeobox 1 (gene pou1f1). NCBI's taxonomy places the organism in Eukaryota, Metazoa, Chordata, Actinopteri, Centrarchiformes, Centrarchidae. Gene Ontology annotation, biological process: regulation of transcription by RNA polymerase II. Gene Ontology annotation, molecular function: DNA-binding transcription factor activity, RNA polymerase II-specific; RNA polymerase II cis-regulatory region sequence-specific DNA binding. The transcript has 7 exons. The record is from RefSeq and is a predicted model, not a curated record.